This is a messenger RNA of Jatropha curcas, 1811 nucleotides long. The record is from RefSeq and is a predicted model, not a curated record. NCBI's taxonomy places the organism in Eukaryota, Viridiplantae, Streptophyta, Magnoliopsida, Malpighiales, Euphorbiaceae.
AUGGAGAUCAUAAAGUUUGAUGAAGAUGAUAGUAUAAGAAGAGUGUAUGAAGCAGCUGUGAGAGGCUGUGUGGAAAGCUUAAACAAAUUGCUCCAAACAGACUAACUCAUUCUUAAUAAAAUUUCACUCACCUCUUUUACUGAAACUGUUGGUUUAGAAGAGCAGAAAAUUAAGGAAGAGAAGGAAAAUUCUGCAGAUUUUCAAGAUUCUUCUUCGAAGUUUCUUAAAUAUAGAGGAAAGCUUCUCCGGUUCAUUUUGACAGCAAAUAACUUUGAGCCAGAAGGAUCACUUGAGCCAGAAGGAUCACUUAUUUCACAAGUUUUAUCUUUAAAUAGCAAACUAAACUCCCUAAAAUGGUUUUCGAGCAAAGAUUCUCUCAAACGCUUACCUCUUCACUUAGCUUCUACCGAGGGCCAUACUCAGAUAAUUAAAGCUUUGCUGCUGCAAGAUAAAACUGCUUGCUUGGCUCGUGAUGAAGAUGGUAGAAUCCCUCUCCACUUGGCUGCCAUGAGAGGUAGAGUUGAGGUUAUUCAAGUGGUACGUGCAAGUUCUAAGGUUCUUGAUGGAGACACAGUCUUCCACUUGUGUAUAAAAUAUAACCAUUUGGAGGCUUUCAAGUUAUUGGUGACAUUUAUAAAUGGUGAUGAGAUUUUGAAUAUGGGAAAUCAAGAUGGCAAUUCUAUCUCGCAUUUAGCUGCCAUGCUUAAGCAAUUGGAGGUAUUUAAGUAUUUGCUUUCCCUUCCUACAGUGAAAGCAAAAGCAAAGGCCUUAAACGAUGGAUUGACGGCCUUGGAUUUGUUAGAUCAAUGUCCAAGAGACUUCAAAAGCCUACAAAUUCAAGAUAUUUUAAUAAAAGCUGGUAUAAGAAGAGCAGCAGAGUUAAUUAGCCGCAACAACAAUCUUGCACCAGAACCACAACAGCCAAGAGCUACUGCUCUUGCUUCUACUGCAGAAAUGAAAAGAUCAUGGAUUGAGAAAUGCAUAAAACACUUGCAAUACAAUGUGGAAGAAACACGUGGCGCAUUAAUGAUAGUCGCAACUGUAAUUGCAACCAUGACUUUCCAAGCUGCAAUGAAUCCACCUUUCCAAGCUGCAAUGAAUCCACCUGGUGGUGUUUGGCAACAGGAUUUUGUAGAUGUCUCUGGCGGUUCUGCUUGCAGCAAAUCAAAUAUAUGUGAAGCUGGAACUUUGGUUUUAGCUUAUGCUUAUCCAGAUCAAUAUAUAACUUUCAAUGGUAUUGCUUUUGCAGCUUCUUUCACUGUCAUAGCUCUAAUAGUUGGUGGAUUUCCUCUCAAGAAUAAGUUCUGCGUUUGGCUUUUAGCACAAGCCAUUAAUAUCACGUUGUUGUUUUUGUUAGUCAGCUAUGUAAAUGGUAUGCUAAUUGUGAUUCCAUCAAGAUAUAGAGAAAAAAUGGCGAAUAUGGAUUUCAAAGUGAUUGGUGUUUCUGCAUUAGUGAUUUCAGUUUCGGACAUAAUUGAAUUGAUUCGGUUUGCAGUAUGGACGGUAAAUAUAUUUAUAUAUAUAAUUCCAAUGUCAGAUUAAGACGUUCAAAAAACCAGUCCAUUAAUUUUAUCUCGUAGAAGCUUCAAGGAAACCUCAAGAUACAAGUAAGUCUAUUAUUUCUAUCAAUCAUAUGGUAAGACGGUCAGAGAGUUAAUCAUGGAAUUAGUUAGGAAUAAUUACAGAGAAGAUCCAACAGUAUUGUUAUAUGAAGCAGCAAUAAGUGGCUGUGUAACAACAUUAAACACGCUGAUCCAGAAAGACAGACUCAUUCUUAACAAAGUUUCACUUACUUCAUUAACUGAAACACC